AUGGAAGCUACAGAGAUCACGACUGCACCAGAUACCAAGAGGAAAAGUGGAAGAUUAAGCCAACAAGAGAAAUACAAUUUUCGGACAAGUUCGUUAGUGAGUCGUGUACAGAGUGAACGAAAAAGAAACCAACCGAAACAACCAAAACCGAAAUCACGACCACCACCUUUGAGUAAAUAUCGGAGGAAGACCGCAAACCACAGAGAACGAGAGCGAAUGCAAGACAUGAACGAUGCGUUCGAAGCAUUGCGCAAGGCUGUUCCGGGUCCCGGAGAAUCCGAUCCGAAACAAACUAAAGUGACAACGUUAAAAUUAGCACUGGACUACAUAGCAGCACUGCGGAAUGUUCUAGGAUAUGGAUGUGACAGUUCAGAAUCGGAUACCGCAAGUUCCUCUCGUGGCUCAGAAUUUUCAGAACAAUCAUCGAAUGCGGAUAAUUCUCAAUGUGAACAAAUGUCUUGUGAUAUUCUGAAUUCUGAUGGCGAAUCGUCCAGUCUUUCAAUGUGCGGAGUGUCUUCUAGUGACGAAUCGUCUUCAAAUAACGAACUGGACUUUACGACGCCAUUCGACCUUGGUGACGAUCUGUGCAUCGACUUCGACGUAGACGUGGCGUUGAUGCUGUAA
Molecule: messenger RNA, 624 nt
Organism: Lottia gigantea (owl limpet)
Lineage: Eukaryota; Metazoa; Mollusca; Gastropoda; Lottiidae
Exons: 1
Coding region: 1-624 (207 amino acids)
Molecular function (GO): protein dimerization activity
Source: RefSeq, a predicted model, not a curated record